UAUGGAACAGUUCAACCCACGGCUACGAAAUUUAAUAAACCUGGGAAAAAAUUAUGAAAAAGCUGUUAAUGCUAUGAUCCUGGCAGGAAAAGCCUACUACGACGAAGUGGUCAAGAUUGGGGAGCUGGCCACCAGAUCCCCCGUGUCAACAGAACUGGGCCAUGUUCUCAUAGAGAUUUCAAGUACCCACAAGAAACUCGACGAGAGUCUUAAAGAAAACUUCAAAACAUUCCAUAAAGAGAUUAUCCAUGAGCUGGAGAAGAAGACCGAACUUGACGUCAAAUACAUGAACGCUACUCUUAAAAGAUACCAAACAGAACAUAAGAAUAAAUUAGAUUCUUUGGAGAAAUCUCAAGCUGAAUUGAAGAAAAUCAGAAGGAAAAGUCAAGGAGGACGAAAUGCACUUAAAUAUGAACACAAAGAAUUUGAGUAUGUGGAAACUGUUACUUCUCGCCAGAGUGAAAUCCAGAAAUUCAUCGCAGAUGGUUGCAGAGAAGCUCUACUUGAAGAAAAAAGGCGCUUCUGCUUUCUGGUUGACAAACACUGUAGCUUUGCAAAUCACAUCCAUUACUAUCACGUACAGUCUGCAGAAUUACUUAAUUCCAAACUGCCUAGAUGGCAGGAAACCUGUAGAGAUGCCACCAAAGUCCCAGAGGAAAUCAUCAACAUGAUAGAAGAAAUAAAGACCCCUGUCUCUACCCCAAAAUCUGGAACGCCUCAUCCUUCACCAAUGAUCGAGAGAAGCAACAUGGUGCCCCCAGCUCCUUCAGCCAGAGCAAAUACCAGCCCUUUGAUUGAUAUGUUUAAUAACCCAGCAACAGUUGCACAGAACUCAGAUGAUCCCAGUUUACAGCGAUCGGUUUCUGUUGCUACUGGACUGAACAUGAUGAAAAAGCAGAAGGUAAAAACCAUCUUUCCACAUACGGCCGGCACCAACCAGACCUUAUUGAGCUUCGCACAGGGAGACGUCAUCACACUGCUCAUCUCGGAGGAGAAAGACGGCUGGCUCUACGGAGAACAUGACGCCUCCAAAGUGAGGGGUUGGUUCCCAUCGUCAUACACAAAGUUGCUGGAAGAAAAUGCAAAGGAGGCGGUGAACGUGCCCUCCCCAAGCCCGGCACCAGUGAGGAGCAUGAGCACGGUGGACUUGACCGAGAAGGCCUGUGCUGCCAUCGCCCUCCCCCCGCCCGACUACUCGGAAUGCCUGGCCAGGGGCACGGACGUGUCCAAACCUCCUUCUACCUUUAAAGCACCCGCGUCCAAGCCGGAAACCGCGUCUCCCAAUAACACGAAUGGGACGGCAAAGCCUCCUUUCCUCAGUGGAGAAAACCCUUUUGCUACUGUGAAACUCCGACCAACGGUGACAAACGACCGAUCGGCACCCAUCAUUCGAUGAAAAGACAGCCACGGGGCUCUGGCUCUUCUGUGUUAAGUUCUCACUCGCGAAACAGUGGGUAGAGUUUGGUGUGGGCUGUAGCUGUCGUGCCGCUUCACCAGAGCACACCUGAUUUAAAAUGUCUUCUACUUGAGCAAAUCAAUGCAUUUUCUCAAUUUCACAUAGUUGGGGUUUGCACAUUGUCUUUAAGAUAAAUUAAUUUAGUGACCAAGUCAAUCAUUUAAAAUUUUUCUCAAAAAAUAGUAAAUUUGGUUCCAAUCCUUACUGUAUCACUUUUUAAGUAGUCUGAUUAUGUUUUAAGUAGCCAGGAUAAGGGACAGUCAAUGCUUUCACAACUGGCUUUCUGUACCUGAAUGAGAAUGAGAUCAGUUUUGUUUUAUAAAGCACCUGCUCUGAAGUAGCAUUAUGACGUUUAUGCUAAAGGAACAUUGUGUAAGUUUACAUCUUAGCAUGCAAAUUAUUUUAAGCAAUAUAAAUUAUGGAAAUAUAUAAAAUUUAAUUUUUUAACUUAAAAUUUUUGUUUAAUCAAAUGCAGAGCUACCCAGAUGGACAAAUCCUAAACUUUCUCAUGAUUUAGACAUAGCUGUAGAGCACCGAUAAACUGUGCCUAUCCCUAUCACAGCCAUGACAUUUAGUACUUGAAUCAACUUUCCAGAGUUACUGAAUUUGGUAAUUCUGAGUUACCAACUGAAUUGACCAAUGAAAACCCGCCAGGCCAAAGCAGUACACGGGUCUGGCUCACACGUGCAUCUCGGGAUUCCACGUGCAGAAACCGGGGUGCUCUCGCUAAGCUUCCACCAUCACUAAAUUUACAUCUCUUGGGGUCCAAAUUUCUCCACUUUUCAACCAGGUACUGACUCGUGAACAGACCGAUAAAGCCAGGAGGACCCUGUGAGCCUGGGUCUGGUGACUGGGAGGGUCUGCAUCUUAGCUGAGACCUGGCCUCCGUGGGAGGAGACUCUGAGCAAGUGGCCAAACGCCUCUGGCUACCAGGGAUUUAGGCCCCAUUUCAGAGGAGUGGAGAAUUGUGAUUAAAAUUCACAGCCAGGCCAGGCACUGUGAUGUAGGCAGGGAAGGGGGCUUGUUGCUGAUCAUAGCAUUUGCUCCUUCAGUCUCCCCAUAAAUACUAUUUUUCCUAAAAAAGCUUGAAAUUGAUCAAGGUCAAAUGCAGGUAUAACCAGUGUAAGUGUAUGAUGUUUCAGGUUCAUAGUCUUAUCCUCUUCCUGGCUGGGUCGGCUAAAGACUAUGUGAGGGCUCCCCCAGGACCGACUCAGGCAAAGUGCAGUUGUCAAGCAGCACACCUGUCUUGAGAAAAGACCCUCCAGUCAGCGAAGAAACCACAAUCAAAUUCAGUUAAACUUAGGGAAGAGCAGGCUUCACAGAAGCCCAUUAUUUUCAACAGGGGGAGAGAGAACACGGUAUAAGUUUUAGAAGCGAGAGGGGUGGGGGAGUGUCACACCCUGGCCCCCCAACCUCUAGAUCCCCACCCACUCUGGGGCCUUCCAGCUUUGUUACAGGGUCACACUGGGCCUGGACUCUUGGAUCAAUUUGUAGACCCACCUGACUCCCCCAGCCCCAGGCUACACCUAACAGAAUGUAUUACAGUGGUCACUUACCUGCCUCACAGGAUGGGGAGGCUUGCCUUGUCCUUGGCACCGAGGUGCAUGUUCUGUAAAUGUCAAGGUAUUGUUUCAUUAUAAUAAUAAAAGAACUCGAAAACAU
Molecule: messenger RNA, 3118 nt
Organism: Pteropus alecto (black flying fox)
Lineage: Eukaryota; Metazoa; Chordata; Mammalia; Chiroptera; Pteropodidae
Gene: BAIAP2L1
Product: BAI1 associated protein 2 like 1
Exons: 13
Coding region: 2-1396 (464 amino acids)
Biological process (GO): positive regulation of actin filament polymerization; plasma membrane organization; actin crosslink formation
Cellular component (GO): nucleoplasm; cytosol
Molecular function (GO): protein binding
Source: RefSeq, a predicted model, not a curated record